GGAUGCCCAAGUCAACACAACGUUACGAUUUCGGUUCCGAAGCUCAACGAACCAGCACUCAGCCCACUCUUCUCGGCAAAGCUUGACAUGCCCUCCCGAGCAGCAUCAGCCUCAAAUGCCCUGUAUAUUGCAUACGCGCACCUGUCAAGUGCUUCGUACAAAUGAGGCGUUCCAUGGCAUUCAGGACAAGCAAGUCCAAGAAGCAUGGCAUCCAACCUUAUCUUGCGGCGAACCGUCCAGAAUACUUGGCUCCACAUCUGCAGCUUUUGCACAGGUAGGAUUGACAGUUGGCUGCAACUCUACCCCGAAAAGUCGAGAUGUUGAGGAGUUCGUGGGGCGAAAUAUGGACCCCGCUCCCCAGAUCCCGUACUUCCAUCUGGGGCCUAAUUCCAAAGUUUCCCUUCGCGUCUAUAUAGCUCUUGAGAUGCGCUUGGCAAGUGUGCUUUUCCAUCUUCUCUCUCCUACUUCGCUUGACUCAAGAAACCUAGCAAGAUGACGGACAACAAGAUCUCCACCAGCCCAGAAAUCCAACAUGGGCACGGCCGUAAUGAUCACAUCAGAUCGGAUCCUGAGAAAAUCCUCUCUGCUGUUGAGCUGGAGGACGUGAAGGGUGAUCAUAUGGAUUACAACCGAGUUGACAGAGAAGUUGCGAAAUAUGUCAGCGAUGUUGCCAUUGACAUCUCGCCUGAGGAGAACUCCCGGCUCAAGAAGCUCAUCGACAGACGAGUUCUCCCGAUCAUGAUUUUCACAUACUUCCUCCAGGCACUUGACAAGGGUACCCUUUCCUUUGCCAGUAUCAUGGGAAUCCGAAAAGACACGCAUCUCGUUGGACAGCAGUUUUCAUGGCUCACUACUUGUAUUUACAUUGCUAUCUUGAUUGUCGAGUACCCGACAAAUUGGCUCAUUCAGAGGUUGCCCAUCGGAAAAUAUCUCGGAAUCUCUAUCAUUGUUUGGGGUGCCGUGCUCGCUUUGCACUCCGUCGCCACCAACUUCACUCACCUGGUCGUCCUUCGAACCCUUCUCGGAAUAUUCGAAGCCGUCUGUCAACCAGCAUUCGUCUAUCUCAGCUCCAUGUGGUACAAACGUGAGGAACAAGCUGCUACAGUCUCCUACUGGUACAUGAUGAACGGUGCACAACAAAUUGUCGGCGGAUUACUAGCUUACUGCUUUACACUCAUCGAAAGCCCGCCCUCACCUAUCAAGAACUGGCAAGCGAUCUUCAUCAGCUACGGAUCUUUCUCUGUUCUGUGGGGUCUCGUGGUUCUGAUCCUGAUGCCCGACAGCCCAAUGCGAGCCAAGUGCUUUAGCGAGGCAGACAAGAAGCUGAUGAUUGAGCGCGUGAGAAGCAACCAGACGGGUGUGCAGAAUCGCCACUUCAGAUUGGAACAUGUGUUUGAGGCUUUCAAGGAUCCUCAGAUGUACUGUUACUGUCUCAUUGCGAUCUGUACUACGCUUCCAACGAGUGGUCUCGGGGCAUUUGCGAACAUUAUUAUCACUGGAUUCCAUUUCACGGUCUUGCAGACUCAGUUACUCGCCAUGGUUCUUGGUGCAUACAUCAUUAUCAUUCUGAUGAGUAGUAUGUGGCUUGUCAACAGGUUCAAGCAAAAUGUCCUGAUCAUGGGGAUUUAUGUUAUUCCAUCCUUCAUCGGUACCAUUGUCCUCAUGACUGUCAAGAAUACAAACAAAGCAACCCAAGUCGGACUUCUGCUCUCUUACUACAUUGUCCUUAGUUUCUGGGCUGCGCAGUCUCUUUCCAUGACUCUCAUCACCCGAAAUGUAGCGGGGCAGACGAAGAAGUCGGUCGUCGUAGCCAUGAACUUCAUCUGCUGGGCAUCCGGCAACGCUAUUGGUCCACAGGUCUUCCUCUCAUGGGAUUCACCUCGCUACCUCAUCGCCUUCGCAACACACAUGGGCUGCUACGUCCUUCUCGUCAUCGUCCUCAUAUUCCUACGCUGGUACCUCAGGCAUGAAAACAUGAAGAAGGAUCGUGUGCAAGCUGAAUUCAUGGCUGCUGGGACAGGUGUCGUUCCGGAUGUUGGGUUGACUCAUGCCUUUGAUGAUUUGACGGAUAAGGAGAACAUGAACUUUCGUUAUGUGUACUAGAAAGUGAGUAGAACAUUUCGAUACAUUGGAAUUGGUGUAUGUGAUUUGCAAUAUUUUUAGGAUUAUUGAUAUCAGACUUGUGAGAAAC
Messenger RNA from Cadophora gregata, 2191 nucleotides. RefSeq lists its product as uncharacterized. Gene Ontology annotation, cellular component: membrane. Gene Ontology annotation, biological process: transmembrane transport. Bases 493 to 2103 code for a protein of 536 amino acids. Gene Ontology annotation, molecular function: transmembrane transporter activity. The record is from RefSeq and is a predicted model, not a curated record. NCBI's taxonomy places the organism in Eukaryota, Fungi, Ascomycota, Leotiomycetes, Helotiales, Ploettnerulaceae. The transcript has 4 exons.